AUGGCUGUUUCGCUAGGUUAUGGCACCAGCGAGACCGGAUCCAUCUCAUACGAGCUGAUUCCACGUGGCGAUUCCAUCGGAUUACUGCUACCGGGAGUAACGGCCAAGAUUGUAGACGAGACAGGACAGUUCUUAGGACCAGGUGAAUCAGGAGAGCUGCUUGUACGGCUGGUGUAUCCGUUUCUCGGUUACUACGGCGAUACGUUGGCCACACACGCCGUCUUAGACGAAGAGGGCUUUGUUCGCACCGGUGACAUCGCGUACUUCGACGAUGCUGGCUUCCUGUACCUGGUUUAUCGUAAACGGGAAAUACUCAAGUACGACAACUAUCACAUUGCGUCGGCUGAGCUGGAGAGUAGGAUCCGAACGAACCUGACCGGUGUACGGCAGGUUGUCGUCAUCGGUUUGACCAAUUCCGAUCGCCCCUACAAUGAUCGUGCUACGGCGCUGAAUGUCCGCAUGGAUGACGACGAUGGACGGCCGGAUCUGCUCACCGAACAGCGCGUGGUUGACCAUUACGCCCGGACAAAUUCGGCCGGUACACAAACACCUGCAUGGAGGCGUUAUCUUUGUCGAAUAACUGCCUAUGACCGUCAGUGGAAAGGUAAUGCGUAA
Messenger RNA from Anopheles nili, 615 nucleotides. RefSeq names its product probable 4-coumarate--CoA ligase 1. NCBI's taxonomy places the organism in Eukaryota, Metazoa, Arthropoda, Insecta, Diptera, Culicidae. The record is from RefSeq and is a predicted model, not a curated record. Bases 1 to 615 code for a protein of 204 amino acids. Gene Ontology annotation, biological process: fatty-acyl-CoA biosynthetic process; long-chain fatty acid metabolic process. The transcript is spliced from 2 exons. Gene Ontology annotation, molecular function: long-chain fatty acid-CoA ligase activity.